CUCUGUCUCACCUAAUCUGUCCUUGAUUGUCUACACCAAAGAACUCUGAAUCAUGUACAAUGUGCGCUUUACACACUUAUUAUUAUGUAUCAGUCAUUGCGAUUAUGGCUGACAUCCCACGUUAAGGAGCCACUACGUAAUGGUACUUUAUAAUGGAAGAAGUGGAUAAGGACUUAGCUCUGACAUCAUUGGGGUCAGAAGGAAGAAGAGAAAUAAAAGAAAUCACCUCUGCAGCAACUACCUGCACAACCACUUCAGGGGGAGGCAUAGAUAGGUUGAUGGUUAUCAACGUGCAGCAGGAGCAACAAGAAGUACCUGUUACAUUACUAACAACUGCAGGAAGCAGCAUUAAUUCUUCAGAACAGCAGCUUAUUACACUAGUACCACAAAAUUUAAAUGAUGGAGUGAGUGACCCUCUCGCGAUUCCAGAGCAGCCGCAGACACUUACUGAAGAAGAUAUGGUAUCAAGUUUGCUAGGUUCUGUGGUGGUCAACUCUACUGGUGAUGACCCUUUACUUUCACAGCAACGGACAGGAGCUUUACAUACAGAAGAUGGACAAAUCCUGUAUGUUACAUACACAGUAAAUCCUUUAUUGGAUGAAGUCAGUGCUCCUCUACAUUCAUCUGCAAGUGAAACUUCUCAGCGCAUGGUGUUACAUGUAACAGAUAGUGGGAGUACUCUUGUGCUGCCAGCUGAGAAUGUGGAAGUGGGAGGAUUUGACAUUGAAAGUGGGCUUGUGCCUCAGAUAACUGUUAAUGGAGUGUACUCACUUGUAACAAAUGACAGUUUAUCUGAAGAAUCUUUAACUUCUCCUCUAGUCCAGACCUGUGGGAUAAAAGAUACAUUUAAAGAGGAUGAGAAGCUGAAGCAAAACCCAUUUGUUGAGAUUAAAAAUCGCAGACGCACUGAACAGGUGAUUGGUAAUGAGCUGCAUAUAGAACAGAAGCUGGAAGUGUUGGAUGCAAUGCUAACCCCUGCACCAGAGCGACCUCGUAAGAAGAAAUCAGACCCUGUCACAGAGGAUGGAGAGGGCCAUUAUAUAUGUGACCUGUGUGAGACUACAUUUCCACGGGCCAACCAAUUUUAUGGUCACUUGCACUCACACAGUGGCGAGAGAAAAUGGGAGUGUGCUACAUGCCCUGGCAAUGUGGUGUUUCCAAGUCAGUCACAGCUGCGUCGUCACGAAAAAGAAUCCCAUCUGAAUUUACGGCCGCAUGCAUGUGGGAUAUGUUCUGCACGUUUUGAUCGGGUCUCACAGCUUAGUUAUCAUCAGCGUCGCAUUCAUGCUGGAGAGCGGGGACAUGCUUGCCAAAUUUGCCAUAAGGCAUUCUUCAAGCGAUCUGAUCUAAAGACACACCUGAACAUUCACUUGGGAAUCAACAAAUGUAUCUGCGAGACUUGUGGGAAAAAAUUUAAUCAUGUAUCCAAUCUGAUUCGACACACAAGGAUGCACUCAGGAAUAAAGCCUUAUCCUUGCACAGUAUGUGGUCGACGGUUCAGUCAACUUAAUGCUCUCCAUCAACACAAAACAUCACAUCAGACAAAUAAGGAUGUUGCCUGCACCAUCUGUCGUAAGAUGUUCAAAUCAUACAUGGUGAUGCGUAAACAUGUGCGCCAGUUGCACAGAGACAAAUUAGCUGCAUCAGGGAAGGAUGCCAAUUCUUGUUUUCGCCAGGUACUGAAGAUAAAGGAUGGUGCACAAAGUAGAAGGUUCUACUGCAAAGUAUGUGGGGAGAACUUUGAGUUUUCAUCAUUGCUUAAACAGCAUGAGAAACAGCAUGAGAAAGAAAACAGUUUCCACUGUAAUUGUUGUGGGCAGGAUUAUGACACAGUGGAGUUGCUGAAGGGUCACUCUUGUCAGACUCCUGAGGAGAGGUUACAAAAAGAAGCAGAGGAUGAAGCAGAGGCAGAGAGAGUUGCCCUAAACACCCAGCUGGAGUCUCUGCUUCAGGAACACCAUAGAGAUGAAGAAAAGAAUACUGCGCAUGGAAACAGUGGGAUUAUGGCUGAGAUUAUAAUCUAUGUAACACAUGAAGGACAAGAUGAACCCACCCAGGUCCAUAUCCAGCCCGUUACUGCACCAAUCUUAGGCCAUACAGAUCAACAAAAAUCUUUGGUAGUGGUACCUAGCACAGAUGUAGGAGUCCAGAAGACUGAAGCUGACAGUCAGCAUGAACAAAGUCAUCAAGAUGUAGUAAUAGUGGGUGACUGUGGAAGCUCCUGUCAAAUGGCAACACAUCUUGAUGGAACACUAGCAGACCCAUUACAGUUAAAAGUUUGUAGCACAGGGAUAACUGUUGGCAGCAGUGAAGGGAACAAGAGUGACAGGACAGACUGUAGUAACUCAUCUCCUCUGUUCCCUCGCAACAUGGCCACAGCCCUGGAAAGUGACAGCAGCAAUGAUAACUUUAUUACAGGUGAUGUUCUGGGAGAACCUAGUCAAGAUUCAGACUGUGAUAAUGGCAUGCCAAGUGUAAGAGGAUCAACAUAUAUGCAAAAUGAAGGAGUAAAGAAGACAGGCGGCUAUGUCAACAUAUUAGUUCCAAAAAUUGAAUCUACUGGCAUAUCAUCAGAUUCUGCACCUGUCCACAGUUCAACAGUGCCUGCCACAGGCAAGAAACAAAUGCGAGUGUACCAGUGCCCUGAGUGUCCGAAAACUUUUGUUAAGAACAGCAACUUCAAACAACACUUAGGUAUUCACUUCAUUGACCAACAGCGUUACCAUUGCUCUACUUGCGGACAGUCCUUUGCUUGGAAGUCGACACUGAACAAACACAUGCUCACUCACAGUAUAGGUCCUCUGCCUCGCUACAGAUGUGAUCUGUGCAGCAAGGAAUAUGCUGCUGCUACGCAGGUUCAGGAACACAUUAAACGGGACCACUACAAGCAAAGGCCACAUGCUUGUCUUGUUUGUGGUAAAACUUUUUAUAAGAAAUAUGAUCUUAAAAUACAUAUAAGAACCCACACAAAAGAGCGACCAUAUAUUUGUGGGACAUGUGGGAAAAGUUUCUACCAUCUUUCUCAUAUAAUACGUCAUGAGCGCAUCCAUUCUGGUCAGCGACCAUAUCACUGCCCUGACUGCGGCCGUCAGUUCAACCAGUCAAGUUCACUUAAGAGCCAUAGGCAGCGUCACAACCAAUGUGUCACAAAAGCUGCUCUAACUGGAACUCAGCUGGCACCUCCAGAGUUAGUACAUCCUGAAUAUCCAGACAUUGGGCCAGAUACAGUUCUUCUGUAUGCAGGAGCUGAUUUAUAAUACUGCAGAUAUUGGAGAAAUUCAUCAGCCUGUGAUAUGUACAUUGUUUCUUAUUCAUUGCCGCGAGUACCAUAAUCAAGAGGUAGUAUUGUUUUUGGAAACAAACUUACAAGGGACUUACAAAAUGUCUGAAAAAUAUUAUGUUGCAAGUGUAAGGAUAGCCACACUGAGAAAAAUGUGGUUUCUAGGAGGAAUAUGAAUUUUGGUAGUGACAAUGCAUUGGUUAAUGUGCCUGUUGUUUUGGUAGUCAUUGAGAAGAAAGUAAUUUUUAAAAUAAAUUGGGGCAGAAAUGAACAGUUUCUUAACAGAAUAAGAAUGGACAAUUGAAAACACUAGCUGCUUUGCCUUCAAAAAUUAUAUUGAUUAUGGUACUGACUCAAAUGCCCUAGAAUAUAGUUUUCAUUUUUAUGUGUUCAUUAUCUGGAGGGACUGUGAUAACAUUCUUGAAUAUUUCCAUGAACACAAGGAACAAUGUACUGAAAUACACUCUCAAAGUGGGACACUGUUACUCCAAAAAUUAGCAAUAAAAUAAUUCCAAAUAAUUUUAAUUACAAAUUUAUAAUACACUACAGAGGAAGUUCCCAUUAUUUGUCUGGAUUUUUCAUAAAAUAAACUGUCCUGAAAUAAUGAAA
Messenger RNA from Zootermopsis nevadensis, 3889 nucleotides. RefSeq lists its product as uncharacterized. Gene Ontology annotation, molecular function: DNA-binding transcription factor activity, RNA polymerase II-specific; RNA polymerase II cis-regulatory region sequence-specific DNA binding. NCBI's taxonomy places the organism in Eukaryota, Metazoa, Arthropoda, Insecta, Blattodea, Termopsidae. The record is from RefSeq and is a predicted model, not a curated record. Gene Ontology annotation, biological process: regulation of transcription by RNA polymerase II. Gene Ontology annotation, cellular component: nucleus.